ACCUAUGCUAAUAUGCAUUCAAGUGAGAAGCAUCUUCCUAACAGCCUCUGAUGCAUGUGUUAGUAAUUUCAGCUGCCAUGGAUUUAAGUGUUUAUUAGCAUUUAGUUGUAGCUGAAAACACACUUGAGUGAAUUCCAGCUCAGAGGUGGCUGGCACACACACUGACCCAAAGUUUUCACCUUCAUUGGAUAAACAAAUGAGUACAAGGUUAAAUACAUUUAAUUAUUCAAGAGCUGUAAUAGUGCUGCUAUGGUGCUCAGGUGUGUUUUUGUCAUCUUGGCUGACUUUGAGGAUGAUACUUUAAAAAUAUUAACCAGGAGCAUCUUCAGCAUGCAUGGGGCACUUCUGGGUGUGCAGGGAAUGGUUCCAUAGUGAAGAAAGACAAUUUCUUCUGUAAUUUCCAGUGUGUAAAUCAAUUUGGGUUUGUUCAGUUCAUUUGCUUGGUUAUAUUGGGUGCUUUUAUACUGUUUUCAGAGUGUCUUGCAGUGUUUCUCACUUGUGGCUUUGCUGGCUUCCUGUCAAGACAGUAAGUGAAGUAGAAUUGCAGGAUGAUUUCUCUAGGCUUUCAAUGGCAUUUGAAAUAUCUCUUACAGCCACCUGGUAGAACAUCUAAAAACCAUUUAGCUCUAAAUAUUAUAUGAAUUUAAGGGAGUGCAUAUGGAGUCUUUGCUGAAAGAAACCAAAGCACAUAAAAAAAAAAUUUAAAAAUUUCCAAAGACCAUAAUUAGAAGAUACUUAAGGAAGGAUAAAAUGCUAGAAAUAUUUGUUCAAUCAUGGUGAGCUGUGACCAACUGUUCUGUCUCUAAUCCUUUCUCUCUUGUCCCUAUUACCCCCAAAAGAGGAGGAGAUGGUAAAAUAAAAGGAUAUAAUAAAAAUGACAGGUGCAAUCAAAAGCAGUCUCUCUGAAGGAAGAGAUUAAAGUAUAUGUAUUCUUCUGAGCAUUUGAGAUUUGGCAGUGCAUUAAAGAGAAGGCUGAAGGAGAUAGACUGAAAACAUUAUUUUCUUCUUGUUACAUAAGAACAAGGAGCCAUUCAAUUAAAUCAAAAACAACAGAGUUAAAUUGAUAACAGGAAGUGUGUCUCUUUGAAUGUUUUCUGUUUGCAGAUUUUUGCUACAAUGUGCCAUUGAAAGGGGAAGAAUAAAGAGGCCAAGCUUAGACCAAGAAUUUGGCAACGUGUGUUUUUCCCUGUGGUUGCUUAGGGAAUAUUUGGCCAUACAAUUGGCCAUGGACUUGUGAGGCUGAGGAAGGAAGAGGGAAAACUUCUGGCCUGUGGAGGAUAAGGACUACAUGAACAACAUGUUGGUACCAAGAACACGCUUUCUACAUGCAAGGGAGAAUUCUUCUCACUUCAAAAUAAAGUAUUUCUAUUGAUGCUGUUCUGUUUGGAAGAGAAAAGCAGAGGAAAUUGAUGUAGGAAGAAAGAAGAGUUGUAUGUGUGAAUAUGGGCUGGCCUGGCAGGGGGUACCCCAGUAAUCCUGGCAUCCCUGGCUCCUGCACCAGUGAGGAGGAGGGUGGUCCCCAUUCCCAAGCUUCCAGGGAUCUCCCUAGGGAACAUUUCUUGUCAUGGUGGUGAUUUGUGUGUCUUCUGCUUGAACUGAGGAAGUGAAAAAGGGCCAUGGGCAGAUGGCUGAUGUCAGAGUGCAUUUACCCUUCAAAUUGUAUUUACCCUUUUCUCAGAUGAGAACACGUUGUGUGUUUGUUGUUAAUUGUGUCGUAGCCAUCAUCUGGGUUAAUUUGUUUGUAAAUACAAUACUUAUGUAAGAGAAGCUGUAGCUGCAGCAGUAAUGUGGGUGCAAAGGUUCAGAGGCACAGUAUGGUUAAACUUCCAGGCAAUCCAGUGACCUGGGAUGGGCUUAUUUCUUCUGUGGCCUCAGUUCAGGCAACCUGCUGCUCCCAGUGCAGCAGAUAUCACUGAUGUGUUGCUCCAGUGUUGGAGCUGUGAGGUGGCAGCUCAGUGGAGCCAUCCCUGCUGUCUUGACAAAACCCUUUUUAAUUUUUUAAUUUUUUUUUUGAUUCCACUGUGUUUCUGCUGGGCUUGAGGAGGACUCUGCCCCCUCUGGGUUAAAUGCAGGUUGGUCUCAGAGACACGGUGUGGUCCCUGCACUAUCCUUUCUGAAUUGGCAUUUCUAAUCAGCAACUGAGGCAAUGUAACUGGGAAAAAGAACGUUUAACUUGGGGAAAGCAACUGGAAAAACCUAUAAGAGCAAGUCUGCUCCUUGGUAACAACAUCUCAAAACAAACAAAAUAAAAACAACGGCAGUGGGUCCUCAAAGUGAGAGGGGUGGAGAAAAACAGGAAAGGAAUAGGAAGCAGUAAGUGCCUUGGGAAGUGGAUGUUGAGCUGGGCUCUGCCUUUAUUUGCAGCAUCUUGGCUCCAGCAGGUUUCAGUACAAGUAGGCGAGCCAUGCAGGGAGCACUAGCAGAAGAUGAGCUGUUUAAAUGACUCCCAGCAGUGUGUUUCAUAAUGUUUUGUGCAAACGUGUUUAGCCCAAUAACUUCUGUUCUUCUGUUGCUGGCACGUGAUGUAACAGUACCAGGGACCCAGGGACCCUGUGGCUGCCUUGUCGAGAUUUUAUGGGAAGAGGGAAGGGCCUAAGUGAAACUCUGAGCUGGUGUGAGCAAAUCCAGCCGUGUCUUGUGAGGCUGUGCUGUGCAUCAGGUGCUGCUCCAGCAUGGGCAUCCCUUCAUCCCCACUCCAAUUGGGAUUUAUGUCUUUUCUCCUCCCUCUGUAAAUCUGUUGUGUUCAGCCUGAGUUUAGUGAGAAACACAAAGGCGUGGUGGGUCUUUCUAUGCGAAAUCUUCUUCUGUGAGGUUCAGAAAACUUUUUACUUAGUGGUGCUGUAAGGCAAAAAAACCAAUUUCAGUUUGUCCAUGUGCACUUUGAUAUUGUGGCUGUGUUAAGCUGAUACAUCUACACUAACACACAUUCCUCUUUGGGCAAAACCUGUUAUUGCCUUGUGCAUCCUUAAAAUGCCAUUAAGCUUAUUAAUUUAUUCUAUUGAAUAUAAUGAUGCUGAUAUUAUUUAUUUGCCAAUAUAAAUGGGAGAGGGGAGGAUUGUGCAGCUUUAGUUACAUGGUAAUGCAGUUAGAGAAUUUUUUUUGUAGAUUCCUGAACGCUCUGCAAGUGUGGCGAGGUUAGUCAUAAAGUUAUUUAAAUAAGUUAUUAAGUAACUGGUUAUGCAGCCUCAUUCAAAUUAAUGAAUGCAAGACUAGAUUUCUUUGAAAGCAGGCAGUAAUUUUUCUGUGUGGAUUAAUCUAACAAUCGUGCUCUGUUGCCUGUCCUGGUGUUUUUCCUAGUAAUCAGGAAAACAGUGGGAAAUAAUUUUUUUGUCGACUGUGCAAUAGUUUGUAGGUAAAUAUGCUGUUUAGGGAGCAGCCCUCAUGUAGUUAAUGGCUGUAUAUUUCUGGGGACAUGGAAUAAGGAUGAUUGCUCAGCUGUUAACCACGGAAGAGUCUGCAUGUGAAGAUAUUCCUGUGCACAGAGGUGUCCCUGUUCCCUUACGAUGCACACACAUCACCCUGGGGAUCGCUGAGGCUGUUCUGUGCAGGAGGCAUUGCUGAGAUUCCCCUUGCAGCAAUGGACUUGGAUAAGCACUCCGUGUGGGGAUCCCUCAAGCAGAAGACUCGGCCGUUCCUGCGAAACCUGAGCGUGAGGAAGACCAAGAAGAGGUCUGGCAAAAUGCUGGAGAGGAAGGGCCACUCCUUGGACCGCUGUCUCAGUGUGUCAGUGCCUGACAUGCUGGAGGUGGAGACUCUCAUGGAAGAAGAAGAAGAAGAAGAAACGACGUACUCGAGCGCUCAGGUGCUGUCGAGCUGCUCCCCCAAGAGCUUUUCCAGGUCCGUGGUGUCCCUGAAGAGCAGGAACGCGUCGGUGAAGGCAGUGGGAGAGGAGUGGCUGUGGGCGUCCCAGCAGGGCACACGGACGGAGGUGACAGUCACCCCCCCUGCCAUGCAAGCUGUGGGCAUCCAGCUGGUGUCCCCACGAGGAGCUGGGGCUGUGGGCAGCCCCGUGUCCGAGGGGAAGAGGAAAUCCAGCGAGGACCUCCUGGAGCUGCUGCAGAGCUCCCGCCUGAGCGUCGAGGGGACAGAGUACUCGUGUGGAGAAAUGGAUUUUGACUCCUCCCUAUCAUCUCAAAAUUUUGAUGACCAAAUGGCUCUGGAGGAAGCAAACGACUGCCUGAGUGACCUGCCCAGCCCCUUUGCCUACCUGCUGACCAUCCACCUGAGGGAAGGCAGGAACCUGGUUAUCAGGGAUCGCUGUGGUACAAGUGACCCGUAUGUGAAGUUUAAACUGAAUGGCAAAACCCUGUACAAAAGUAAGGUAGUAUACAAGAACCUCAACCCAGUUUGGGAUGAAACUGUUGUGCUGCCCAUACAGACCCUCGAUCAAAAACUCUGGAUCAAGGUGUACGAUCGUGAUUUAACCUCUUCAGACUUCAUGGGUUCGGCAUCUGUAGCGCUCACUGAACUUGAGCUCAAUAGAACUACUGAACAGGUUUUAAAACUGGAAGAUCCCAACAGUUUAGAAGAUGACAUGGGAGUGAUUGUAUUAAACUUGAGUCUAGGAGUCAAGCAAGGAGACUUCAAGAGAAAUAGAUGGUCAAGUCGAAAGAAACGAACUUCAUCCAAGUCGAGUUUCACGCGGAACAUGCGGCUCUCGGAGUCUCUGCGCAAGAACCAGCUGUGGAACGGGCUGGUCACCAUCACCCUCUUGGAGGGGAAGAACAUGCCCAGAGGGGGCUUGGCAGAGAUCUUUAUUCUCCUCAAACUGGGAGAUCAAAGAUACAAGAGCAAGACACUGUGUAAGAGUGCAAAUCCUCAGUGGAGGGAACAGUUUGAUUUUCACUACUUCUCUGACAGGAAGGAUAUGUUGGACAUUGAGGUGUGGAGAAGGGAUAACAAAAAGCAUGAGGAGCUUUUGGGAACAUGCCACGUUGACAUUACUGCCCUGCCAGCAAAGCAGACCAACUGCUUGGAGCUGCCUCUGGAAAAACAUCCAGGGUCCCUGCUGAUGCUGAUUGCUGUUGCCCCAUGUACAGGAGUGUCCAUCUCUGAUCUGUGUGUCUGUCCUUUGGGAGACCCCAAUGAACGACAGCAGAUUUCUCAGCGUUAUUGUAUAAAGAAUUCAUUUCGGGACAUAAAGGACAUUGGCUUCUUACAAGUCAAAGUUUUAAAGGCAGUGGACCUGAUGGCAGCAGAUUUUUCAGGCAAAAGUGAUCCUUUCUGUGUCUUGGAGCUGGGAAAUGACAUGCUUCAAACACACACCGUUUACAAGAACCUCAAUCCAGAGUGGAACAAAGUUUUCACAUUCCCUAUUAAAGAUAUUCAUGAUGUUCUGGAAGUGACAGUGUUUGAUGAAGAUGGAGAUAAACCCCCUGACUUCCUUGGAAAAGUUGCCAUCCCUUUGCUGUCUAUUAGAAACGGUAAACAAAGUUGUUACACACUGAAGAAUAAGGACUUGGAACGUGCUUCAAAAGGAGUAAUUUACUUGGAGCUGGAUGUCCUGUUUAAUCCUAUAAAAGCAAGUAUUAGAACAUUCAAACCCCGAGAAAAGCGCUUUACUGAGGAGAACCGCAAAUUUUCUAAAAAGAUCUUAUCAAGAAAUGUUGAUCGCGUGAAAAAAAUCACCAUGGCAAUAUGGAAUACAAUACAAUUCCUUUGGAGCUGCUUUCUCUGGGAGUCCACAGUAAAGAGCCUGAUAGCAUUUGUGGUGUUUGUGGUCACCGUCUGGACCGUGGAGCUGUACAUGGUGCCCCUGGCUUUGCUGGUGCUCUUUGCAUACAAUUUCUCCCUCGUCACAACAGGGAAGGUCAAUAAUGCCCAGGAUGCCCAGGAGCUUAUGGGCUUGGAUGAAGACGAGGAUGAAGAUGAUAAGGAAUCUGAGAAAAAGGGGCUAAUUGAGAGAAUCUACAUGGUCCAAGAGAUCAUCAUAACUGUUCAAAGCAUCCUGGAAGAAAUAGCAUCGUUUGGAGAGAGGAUUAAAAACACAUUCAACUGGACGGUGCCUUUCCUCUCUGUCCUGGCCUGCUUGGUCCUGGCAGCAGCAACAGUUAUUUUGUAUUUUAUACCACUGAGGUACAUUGUUUUAAUCUGGGGCAUAAAUAAAUUUACUAAGAAGCUUAGAAAUCCCUAUGCCAUCGACAAUAAUGAGCUACUAGAUUUCCUCUCCAGGGUACCAUCUGAUGUUCAAAAGGUGCAGCACGCUGAAUUGAAACCAUCCAGCAGCUCCAGCCCCAUCAGGAAGAAGCGGAGCACACUAUAGGAUGCAGCAGGGUUGGGAAUGCAGCACCUCCCUCCCUGCACAGGCGUGCACACACGGCUCCCCUCCCCUCCUCCUCGCUUCAGAACAACACUAGAGUCACUGCCACAGACUUUCUCUUUCUUGGAAGAUGUGGUUUUUGAUAAGCGCCUAUCUUGGGUUUCUUUUCUGGGUUGUCUUUUUGGCGUGGAAUCCCAAAAAAGAGCAAGGUGAAACGUGAAUUAGUUGUGGGAUGGGGAGGAGAAUGGGAGAGGAUGGUGCAACUGCACCUUUUAUUUUUCUUUUUUUUUCCCCCCCUUUGAUUGCAGAGACAAGGCUGGAUGUGGCAGCACUCCCUGUGUUAUGUAGGAAGAGAUAAUUCUGCUUAGUGUAGCAGAUCAGCUGAGCUGAUGUGAGGAGAUGCUCUGAACCAGUUUUUAACAUAUCCAACAGAUUUACAUUAAGAUAUGAAAGCUAUUCUUUUCUGAGUUAAAUCACUGUGCCUAGAAAGGUUUAAGCUCUGAAUUAACGAGUCUUUGAUACCCAUCUUCUGUUCAAGCAGUGUACAUUUUAAAAAGUUUUUUAUCAUAAUUAGCAGAAAGAGCUAGGAGCUCCAACGGUAUCUCAAUAUUUCAUCCAGCACUUGUGGGUUUUUCUUUUUCCUUUUUUUUUUUUUCCUUUUUUUUCCCCCUUUUUUUUUUUUUUUUUUCCUUAAAGCUCAGCCUGUGGUUAACUCUUUGUAUACUGGAAUCAUCGGAGAUCCAUUGCUGGCAAUGGAUGCACGAAAACCUUAUGCCAUGAAAGGAUUAAGAGAAAAGGCUAACUCAGUGACCUGAAAAGACUCUGUUGGCUUGCCUUUUAUAAUUCCAUCUCAUCAGAUAUUUUCAGCAUAGCUGUUGUUUUCCUGUCUAAAUCCAGAGGGGUCAACACUACAGAUCCAAGAGAAAGAAACGAAUACUUUAUAGCCUUAAAGAAACAAGUGCUUGUGCAGAAAGAGGGCACGUGCCCAAAGAAGAGGUUGUGCAAUAGUGUGCAGGCUUUGGUCCACCACUGAUGUCUUCUUGCAGUCUUUCCUGCUGGUUCACAAGGAGAGGACCCAAAAGUGAAGCCAAGUGAAAACAGCAAUGGAAAGACAGAAGAAAGGACCCCAUUUUGUGUUCUGUGGAAAAUGUGAUUUUUUGCUUGCUUACCAAUCUUUUAGCAAUUGUGCAUUUGCUUUAUGUAUUUCAGAAAACCAGCAUUAGACAGGUUGUUUGACUGGGGAAACUAAAACACAGAAUCAUAUGUAAAACCUGCUUAAUUUUGGUGAUACUGCAGCUCUCGGUCCUUUAGGUGCUGUGAGAGUGAUUUUGGGAGUGAUUUUUCACCACAAGUCAUUGGUAACACGAGAGCUGGAGUUGUUGUUUAUGAUUCCCAGGCAGGGAUUACCACCAACAUUCCCUGGGGUAGUUGACAGUACAAAGAAAUACAGAAACCUGAGAGAUAGGAUUCUUUUUGGGAAAAAAAAAAAAA
This is a messenger RNA of Sturnus vulgaris (Common starling), 7750 nucleotides long. The record is from RefSeq and is a predicted model, not a curated record. NCBI's taxonomy places the organism in Eukaryota, Metazoa, Chordata, Aves, Passeriformes, Sturnidae.